Molecule: messenger RNA, 2139 nt
Organism: Helianthus annuus (common sunflower)
Lineage: Eukaryota; Viridiplantae; Streptophyta; Magnoliopsida; Asterales; Asteraceae
Exons: 3
Coding region: 1-2139 (712 amino acids)
Biological process (GO): DNA repair; telomere maintenance
Molecular function (GO): DNA helicase activity
Source: RefSeq, a predicted model, not a curated record
AUGGCUUUGUGUAAAUGCUUUGGUUAUCCGGAUUUUUUUAUAACCAUAACAUGCAAUCCCAAAUGGCCAGAAGUACAACGCUUUCUCAAAGACACCAAUCUCAGUCCGGAAGAUAGGCCUGAUAUCCUUUCCAGAUUGUUCAAAAUUAAGCUUGAUUCAAUUUGCAAAGAUUUAAAAAAGAACCAUCUAUUUGGCAAAGCUUCAGCAGUUGUUUACACAAUCGAGUUUCAAAAACGUGGUUUGCCUCAUGCCCAUUUAUGCUUAUUCAUGGAGCCUGAAUCGAAAUUACCUACGGUGGACCAUGUUGAUGGAUUUAUAUGCGCAGAAAUACCUGACAGAAAUGAAGAUCCAGAAUUAUUCAUGCUUGUGAAAGAAUAUAUGAUACACGGUCCAUGUGGUAAUGCAAGGUUGAGUUCUCCAUGUAUGGUUGAUAGGAAGUGUUCAAAAGGCUUUCCCAAAGACUUUCAAGAUCAUACUACACUAGAUUCAAACGGCUUUCCUUUAUACAGAAGGAGAAACAAUGGCGCUUUAGUUGUGAAAAAUAAAAUUGACCUUGAUAACAGAAGUGUGGUACCGUACAACAAAAAAUUAUUGAAAAGGUAUCAAGCUCAUAUAAAUGUUGAAUGGUGCAAUCAGGCCGCUUCGAUAAAGUAUCUGUUUAAAUACAUUAAUAAAGGACCUGACCGAGCGACUAUAGCCGUUGUUCAAAGCGAUAAUCAAUCUGACGAACAAGUACAAGACGAGAUAAAAGAGUAUUAUGAUUGUCGAUAUAUUUCAGCUUGUGAAGCAUCUUGGAGGAUAUUUGCCAAUGAAGUGCAUUAUAGACGACCUUCUGUUAUGAGACUUCCGUUCCAUCUACCUGGCCAACAACCUGUUGUUUUUGGUCCUGAUGAGGAUAUUAACUAUGUUCUAAACAAACCAUCUGUUAAAUCUUCAAUGUUUCUCUCAUGGAUGGAACGUAAUAAAGACCCAAAUGACACGUUGGCCCGUACACUUACAUAUGUUCAGUUUCCCAAUUUUUAUGUUUGGAAGCUUGAUAAGCGAGUAUGGGAACCUAGACAAAGGAAAACAGCUAUUGGCAGGAUUCAUUCCGUACCUCCGUCACUUGGUGAAGCUUAUUUUUUGAGAAUUCUGCUUAACAAGGUCAGAGGACCAACAACGUUCGAUGACAUUAAAACAGUUAAUGGUCAUGUUUACGAUACAUAUAGAGAUGCUUGCUACGCGCUCGGUCUUUUGGAUGAUGACUCCGAGUAUGUGGAGGCAAUAAAGGAAGUAAGUUUAUCAGGAAGUGCUUCAUAUAUUCGUAAUUUAUUUUGUACCAUGCUGUUAUCGAGUAGUAUUUCUAGACCUGAGGUUGUUUGGGAAAGUUCAUGGAAAUACAUGACAGACGAUUUUUUAUAUAGACUUCAGAAAUACCAUCGAGUUACAGCGUUAUCAAUUCCGGAGCACCAACUGAAAAACUAUGCUUUGUGCGAGAUUGAGAAGUUUUUACUGCGAAAUAAUUCAUCCUUGCGAAGAUUUCAAACAAUGCCAUUUCCAGAUAUGUCGUCUUCAGGCAGUUCAGAUAGUCGUUUGAUAUUUGAGGAGCGGGCGUAUGAUAUAACACAUCUUGGAAAUCUGUACGAUAGUCAGUUGACAAUGUUAACUGAUGAACAACGCUCUGUCUUUGAAGAAAUUAUGGCAGCAGUGAAUGGUGAUAACGGUGGGAUUUUUUUCCUUUACGGCUAUGGUGGAACAGGUAAAACAUUUUUAUGGAAGACAUUGUCCGCUGCAAUUAGAUCAAAAGGUCAAAUCGUUUUAAAUGUGGCUUCAAGUGGAAUUGCAUCGUUGUUGUUAGAUGGUGGCAGGACAGCACAUUCCAGGUUUCACAUACCUUUGAAUCUUACUGAAGACUCUGUAUGUAAUAUAAAUCCAGAAAGUGAUGUGUCUAAAUUACUGCAUGAGACGAAAUUAAUAAUUUGGGAUGAAGCACCUAUGGUACACAAACAUGCAUUCGAAGCGCUCGAUAGAACAAUGAAUGACGUUUUCAACAUCGACCAAUCUCUCAAUUCAGACAUCAGGUUUGGAGGUAAGGUAAUUGUUUUUGGUGGCGAUUUCAGACAAAUAUUACCUGUCGUUCCAAACGGUGGAAGACAAUAG